Messenger RNA from Nothoprocta perdicaria, 504 nucleotides. RefSeq names its product LTO1, ABCE1 maturation factor (gene LTO1). The coding region runs from base 1 to 429 and encodes 142 amino acids. Lineage: Eukaryota; Metazoa; Chordata; Aves; Tinamiformes; Tinamidae. The record is from RefSeq and is a predicted model, not a curated record. The transcript is spliced from 5 exons.
AUGGAGGCGGCGGGGCGCGCGGCCGGCGCCGACCUGUUCCACGGGCUCGUCAUGGCCGAGGAGAGGUUCCGCGGCGAGGGCUACCGGGAGGGCUGCGCGGAGGGCCGCCGCGCCGGGGCCGCCGCGGGCCGGCGGUGCGGGGCGCUGCGCGGCGCCGCCGUGGGCGCCGAGGUUGGCUGCUACCUUGGGUUUGCACAGACGUGGCACUGUCUGCUCCACAAAUGCACAGAUGAAAAGAACAGUAAGAAGAUAAGAGUUCUGAAUGCAUUAAUAGGGAUGAUUCAGAAAUUCCCUUACGAAGACCCGACUUACGAUAAGCUUCAAGAAGAUCUGGAAAAAAUCAGAGGAAAAUAUAAACAGGUUUGCUCAAUGCUAAAUAUUCAGUCUGAUUUUAGAGUCAAUACUGAAAGAUCGUCACUAACAUUUUGAGUAUAGCAGAAGAGGACAAACUUGGAUGACAAAAGAAGAAAUAUUAGAAGAACAUAUAACUAGGAAAUGUUUUCC